UUUUGAAAAAUAUCAAAGGAAAUGGUUUAGUAACUUCAUUUCCCUUCAGUGCUAAACCUCAAAAGCAGAAAGAAUCCAGUGGGCAGAGUUUAUUACAGCUCGGCAAAGAGAAGCCAGAAGAGGAAGAAAAGAAAAAGCGGGGGGAAAAAAAGAAAAUUGUCCACCAUGAAUAUUCAGCCACCAAUUGUCACUCAGCCACAGAUGGCCCAGCCGAACAGAAAUUAUUGGCAAACGGAGUUAUGUGACUGCUUUAGCGAUUGUGAAGUCUGUCUCUGUGGAUUUUUCUGCUACCCUUGUUUGGGAUGCCGAGUUGCUUCAGAUAUGGAUGAAUGUUGUUUGUGUGGUCCAACUGUGCCUAUGCGAUCUGUCUAUAGGACAAAAUACAAUAUCCCUGGAUCCAUCUGUGAGGAUUUCUGCAUUGUGGGGUGUUGCCCCCUUUGUUCCCUCUGCCAAAUCCAGAGAGAUAUCAAACUGAGGAAAGCAAUGGGGACGUUCUAGAAGACUUCAUCCCAAGCUUCUUUACAUUUCUCCUUUUUUCCAUGAGAAUUCUGAGAAGUAAGAUGCAGUAGAGUAGUUUGUAGGAAGUACUAUUAUUUAGAGGCGCUCUUGCUUUAUAAUCUAAGCAUAUUCUUAAUUAAAUUUUAGCGCCGAUUCAGAGCUCAAAAUCCAGUCACACAAAAACUUGGUCUUGUUUAUCUUGUCUUUGCUUGUUCUCCCUAUUACUUUUAAAAUGGAAAACAAAACAUUUUGGUUGCAGCUGCUAUUAAAUAAUUAAGAAUAAAAAAAAAUAAAAACCCUACUAGACUUUGAAGAUUUAUUGGCGGAUAUACCAUUCUGCCUUUCCUGUUUUAGGGCUACUAAACCAAUAGGGGGGAAAAAUAUGGAAACCCACCACUGAUGGAGAUGCUGCAACAGACAUAAGUGUGAAAUAUGGUCAUAAGUGACUUCGAACACUCACCAAAUAAACUAUUAUAAGUCGACCAGCUGUACUGAAGAAAUGGAGGCAUGCUCAUUUAGAUUGUGUUCCUUUUUAAAAAAAACUGUCCUAGUGCCUUUAAAUGCGCUGUGAAACUCACAAUAGUAAAGGUUUUGUGGUCAAACAUAGCCCUGAAAGCUUUAUUGGCUACUUCCUCUCAGAUCCUGUUAGUAUUUGGUUUCUAACCAACAUUAUACUGUAUUCACCGAUGCAUUAUAGUCUGUCCCGUAAAGCAGCUUAUGGUAAAACCAAAGGACAAAAAUAAAUUAUCAGUAACCUCAAAUAUAAUAAUCUGAAUGCUUUCCCUUCUUAGCAACUUGAGUGCUUUAGAAGUCUGCCUAUUUCAGAAAUACAUAGGCCAGAGCCAUGUGUGAGAAUAAGUGGUUCAUACUUUAUAUGUUAAGUGAUAUUGUAAUUAAUUUGGGAGAAAGGCAGUCUGGAAAAUAUUACUGUUUGUUCAAUUAUACUGAAUAUCCCAUUCCGUAUGUAGAAUUUACCUAGAAAUUAAUAAAAACAAUAAAAACAGUCUUGUGUUUCUUA
Molecule: messenger RNA, 1516 nt
Organism: Thamnophis elegans (Western terrestrial garter snake)
Lineage: Eukaryota; Metazoa; Chordata; Lepidosauria; Squamata; Natricidae
Product: placenta-specific gene 8 protein-like
Exons: 4
Coding region: 166-498 (110 amino acids)
Biological process (GO): positive regulation of transcription by RNA polymerase II
Source: RefSeq, a predicted model, not a curated record